UUGAAAAUGAUAUUUUCAGAAAAUAUUAAUAAUGUUCGAUAGAUGGAGAAUUCUUAGUGGAGGAUUGUUAAGUAUAUUCCGAUCUUCAAAUCAUCUUCCCAAAAGUUCAGUUGUACUCUCUUCAAUACUAUGCAGUUCAGGGCUACCGUACUGGACUGCCUUCUAUGUACCAAGAUAUCAAGUUUCAAAUGAUCUAUGGGGGAAAUCACACUUUAAUUGGCAGGUUGAAGGAGAAAAUUAUCAUAUUUUAAGAACUGGAGCUUUUCCCUUCAUUAAAUUUCAUUGUAGUAAUCGUCCCGUGGAAGAUUUGCAAAUAGAAGAUAUAUUUUACAGAGCUCUCAAGAUUUUAAACUUGGGAUUACCAACCUUUGCUUACGGAUUGGCAGGCCUGGUGAUGACAGGACAUAUGGAAAUAUUUCAGGUAGAGAAUAAAGAAAUCACUCUCUUUUACUGGUAUAAGGAAGAUAGAGGAUCCCCAAACUAGAGAUUUUGUCGUCUUUUGAUUUUCAUGUUUAGUGAGACACACUGUACAGUACUGUACACUAUACAAUAUACCAUUUAUAACGAU
Eurytemora carolleeae is the source of this 568-nucleotide messenger RNA. RefSeq lists its product as uncharacterized. The transcript is spliced from 7 exons. The coding region runs from base 32 to 484 and encodes 150 amino acids. NCBI's taxonomy places the organism in Eukaryota, Metazoa, Arthropoda, Copepoda, Calanoida, Temoridae. The record is from RefSeq and is a predicted model, not a curated record.